GAGAGAAACCACCCCGCCAGCUCUGCUCAGCCAUCCCUCCGUCAUCCAACUAGUUAGUUAUCGAGCUCGGCUAGCAAGCUGAACCGCGACAACCACGGCCUCGACACACCAUGGCGGGCUCAAUGACACACAACGAGACAGCUCCCGGUUCGAUGGAGCUCAAGGACGACACCGUCAUCGUCGUCCUGGGUGCUUCGGGAGACCUAGCAAAGAAGAAGACUGUGAGUAUCUUCGCUUCUCUGCCGCCAGUGACGUUGCCGGUUUGGCGUGGGCUAACAACGGCCGCUUCUCUCUUCAACUAACUAGUUCCCGGCGCUCUUUGGCCUGGUAAGUGGUCUCUCCGUCUCUCUCGGGAACCAGCAGUCACAACUCCAGCCUCAUUUCUGACCAUCCCUCCCUCAUCCGCAGUAUCGCAACAAGUUCCUGCCCAAAGACAUCAAGAUCGUCGGAUAUGCUCGCACCAAGAUGGACCAUGAUGAGUAUGUCCGACGAAUCCGGUCCUAUAUCAAAGUCCCUACCAAGGAGCUCGAGGAGCAGCUGAAUGGUUUUUGCGAGCUCUGCUCCUACAUAUCCGGGCAGUAUGACCAGGAUGAGUCCUUCAUCACCCUUAAAAACCACCUGGAGGAAUUAGAAAAGGGCCGAAAGGAGCAAAACAGGGUCUUCUACAUGGCCCUGCCGCCAAGCGUGUUCAUCACGGUCUCCCAACACCUCAAGAAGAACUGCUACCCAGAAAAUGGCAUCACGAGGAUAAUUGUCGAGAAGCCGUUUGGAAAAGAUUUAGGUAGCUCCCGAGAGCUACAGAGGGCUCUCGAACCCAAUUGGCGGGAGGAUGAAAUAUUCCGUAUCGAUCACUACCUUGGAAAGGAAAUGGUAAAAAAUAUCCUCAUUCUACGUUUCGGAAAUGAGUUCUUCGGUGCCACCUGGAACCGGCACCACAUAGAUAACGUCCAGAUCACGUUUAAAGAGCCGUUUGGUACUGAGGGCCGUGGCGGCUACUUUGAUGAGUUCGGAAUUGUCAGAGAUGUUAUGCAGAACCAUCUUCUUCAAGUUUUAACCCUGCUUGCCAUGGAGCGACCAAUAUCGUUCUCUGCAGAAGACAUCCGUGAUGAAAAAGUGAGAGUGUUGAGGGGCAUCGAUGCGAUCGAGCCCAAGAACGUCAUCAUCGGCCAGUAUGGAAAGUCCCUAGACGGCACUAAGCCUGCAUACAAGGAAGACGAGACUGUCCCUAAGGACUCCAGAUGUGCUACCUUUUGUGCAAUGGUUGCAUAUAUCAAGAACGAGCGAUGGGACGGGGUUCCCUUUAUCCUAAAGGCUGGCAAAGCUCUCAAUGAACAAAAGACAGAGAUUCGCAUCCAGUUCCGCGAUGUCACCUCCGGUAUAUUUAAAGAUAUCCCCAGAAACGAGCUGGUCAUUCGUGUGCAGCCCAACGAAUCGGUUUAUAUCAAAAUGAAUUCAAAACUCCCUGGGCUUUCAAUGCAGACUGUCGUCACCGAGCUUGACCUCACAUACCGUCGACGAUUCUCGGACUUGAAGAUCCCAGAAGCCUAUGAAUCCCUCAUCCUGGAUGCACUCAAGGGGGAUCAUUCAAACUUUGUCCGUGAUGACGAGCUUGAUGCCAGCUGGAGGAUCUUUACCCCAUUGUUGCACUAUCUUGACGACAACAAAGAAAUUGUGCCAAUGGAGUACCCCUAUGGUAAGCAGGUACAGCCUCUCUCCUCUAUCUGACUUCUCUAACAGUCGUUCUUGUCACACAGGCUCUCGAGGACCUGCUGUCCUCGAUGACUUCACCUCAUCUUUCGGUUAUAAAUUCAGCGAUGCUGCAGGCUACCAGUGGCCGCUUACAGCAACACCUAACCGCCUGUGAUCUACUGAUCUUACAUUCAAAUGGCGAACAAUCUCUCUAUUAGUCUAGUUCAAAGAAUUCUUUUACGAAAACCUCCCCAUGAAUAAAGUGGGUGUAUAAUGGAAAUAAAAACUCAUGUCCCUAUGAUAUACUAUGGAAACAAAAGGGCUAUUUGCUGCGCGAGCUAACUAACUAGUUAUAUAACUAGCUCUCCUGGUAGUAUCUCACCGCGUAAAAUAUCACCCUUUUUCUUCAAUGCAUUUUUUAUCAGCCCAUGGAUUUCUUCUUACCGCUCCGUUGAUUCGUAUUUAUUUUCAUAACUACCGCCACUUGUUUCAUUCAAUUAAUCCCCUCAGCGAGCAUAUUGAGAGCAUAUAAGUUAUGAAAUAAUUGCUUGUUAUGCUCUCCCGCUCCUUCUACUUCGUUGGUCAAAUUCUUCCUUAUCAGACUAAAAAGGAUCAAGUGGUAUCUGCAUCAUGUAGUUAGUAGUUUGGCUCCUAUAGCCUUCUGUCGCA
Messenger RNA from Trichophyton rubrum CBS 118892, 2358 nucleotides. Its product is annotated as glucose-6-phosphate 1-dehydrogenase. The transcript is spliced from 6 exons. NCBI's taxonomy places the organism in Eukaryota, Fungi, Ascomycota, Eurotiomycetes, Onygenales, Arthrodermataceae. The record is from RefSeq and is a predicted model, not a curated record. Gene Ontology annotation, molecular function: glucose-6-phosphate dehydrogenase activity; NADP binding. Gene Ontology annotation, cellular component: cytosol. Gene Ontology annotation, biological process: glucose metabolic process; pentose-phosphate shunt, oxidative branch. The coding region runs from base 466 to 1725 and encodes 419 amino acids.